Staurois parvus is the source of this 509-nucleotide messenger RNA. Lineage: Eukaryota; Metazoa; Chordata; Amphibia; Anura; Ranidae. The record is from the annotation of a GenBank genome assembly.
AUCAAGCACCUAGGCAUGCACACCGCUUCUACAAACAUUUGUGAAAGAAUAGGUAGCUCUCAAGAGCUCAGUGAAUUCAAGCAUGGUACCGUGAUAGGUUGCCACCUGUGCAAUAAGUCCAUCCAUGAAAUUUCCUUGUUACUAAAUAUUCCACGGUCAACUUUAGUGGUAUUAUAACAAAGUGGAAGCAACUGGAACCAACAGCAACUCAGCCACCAAGUGGUAGGCCGCGUAAAAUGACAGAAUGGGGUCAGUUCAUGGUGCGCAGAAGUCGCCAACUGUAUGCAGAAUCAAUAGCUAAAGACCUCCAAACUUCAUGUGGCCUUCAUUUUAGCACAACAACAGUGUGUAGAGAGCUUCAUAGAAUGGGUUUCCAUAACCGAGCAGCUGCAUCCAAACCUUACAUUACCAAGUGCAAUGCAAAGUGUCGCAUGCAGUGGUGUAAAGCAUGCCACCACUGGACUCUAGAGCAGUACUUGCCUUACUGCAUUGUGCCAAGUGUAAAGUUU